AUGUCCUCGAUAACGACCAACGAAGAAGAAGAGAAGAGGCUCAUCUGGGAGCUCGAGGAGCGAAGGAUAACUGUUCAGAAGUGGGAGCGCGAUAUCGCCAACAUUGAGCUGCUCGAUGGAAAAUAUCCCAAGCCCGCCCUGUUCAACAGCUUCAUAUAUCUAAAAAGGGAUAACAUCGUCGGCCACGAGUCGGUCGUACUCUCCUCAACGGACGUCCGACGUGCCAGGGCGGUUGCUGAACGGAGCUUCUCUGGGAUCGUACUGGUUGAGUACGUCCAGAAGGUUCAGGAUCCCAUAGAGCGCGAACAGGCAGAGAGAAUUCGCCAAGGCGUCGACGAUGCCUUCAUCGCGGCCGUGAACGAAGUGAACGGGAUGGAGCCCGCGACCUCGGGUUUCUCAUGCUCCGUGGUAUCCGAUAUAUCCGAACUCCCAUCGUCGAGCGGAUCGAACCCAUUGGACUACUCCAAGUCCUCUACAUCAAUCUUGCCUGCAGUGGCGACUGCGCGGCACCCAGCCCUCGACACCGUCAAGAUAAUAAGCAAGAGCGAAACGGCAUGGGCGAGAGCGAACGAAGGAAAGGUGGUGAAAACGAUCAGAGUCCCAAACGGCGUCCCAUCAGGUGUCGUAGCGCGGCUCCUAGUGGCCAUCGCUGAAGAAAAGCCUACAUAUAGCAUAACGGGCGCACAAUGCUACUACCUCACGGGGACCUUCAUGCGGCUCCUCGAGAGGCUCUACCCCGAUGCCGAAGUGGUGGAUGGAGAAGCGGCGGCGCGGGAUAGGCUUGCUAGAGAGCGUGCCCCCUACGAGGAGCUGGAGAGCAUAAGGGCGGAGAGGGACAAGCUGAAGCAGCAGGCCCGCAACGAAGACCUCAGGAUAGCGGAGACGAUAGGCGAGAUGCAGCAGGCCCACGAGACAGAAAUAGCGAACGUCAACGCCCGCAUGGAAGAGCUCUUACGUGAGGCACAGCAGAGACACGAGCGAGAGAUGGAAAGCCUCAAGGCGCAUGUGGACAGGCUCACGCACGAGAUGCAGCAGCCUCGCCGCGACGGUUAG
Cyclocybe aegerita is the source of this 1053-nucleotide messenger RNA. NCBI's taxonomy places the organism in Eukaryota, Fungi, Basidiomycota, Agaricomycetes, Agaricales, Hemipholiotaceae. The record is from the annotation of a GenBank genome assembly.